CAUCUACUAAGGUCGUUCAACCAACUAAACGAAAAGCUUCAGAAUUCAGUUUUAAUUGCUUGCGGCGGUAGUUUUGAAAUUCUGGAGUAAUGGAAGAAUUGAAGUCAGGCAUAGGUCACGAACUCUACACGAAAUUUUAAAAUUAAGUCUAUAUAUUAUUUGUAUUAAGAGGCAGUAAUUUUCCCCACUCAUAAAAAUCAUACCUGCUGAUUUUUUGUGCUCUCGAUGUGAAGAUGGAAACUAAAAAAGGAAAUUAUGCAGCGAUUGCUGUUUGCCUCCUGGCGCUGUUGUUCACAUGCUCGGCUGAAGAUGGAGAUCGCAGCGAUGACGCGCGUCUCUUCGCGGCUAUAAGAACCUUAACACAGUUGUCGUUCGUCAGCACCACGACUACGGUGCCCUACACCUGUCACCUGAGUCUGAACACGCAAGCUUGCAGGAAAAGAAGACGCUUCAGGAAAGCCCUCGACCUUCCCAAAGAGCGGUCCGACAAGAUCCCUUACAGGUCCGAUCUUGACAUCGUCGGCUCGUUCGCGGACAAUCACGCAAUUGCGGACACCGAUGAUAACGAAGGAUCGCGAGACCCAAAGCUGGCAUUAACUUUAUGGCAGUCGUUCACGUCCACCUACACUAUCGCCGUUACAACUACUAACCUCCUCAGUACUUUCUCUGUAUCUUUCUUCUGCAGCAUCGUUGGAGGAAAUUUCCCUCCUGCGUGUUAAACAAUUAUAGGCAAAAAAAAAUUACUCGCAUAGUCCUGUCGUGAUUUGUUGGGGAACCGUACUACAUUGGUAUAUAAUAACUUCUUAAAUUGCAUGCUAUAUGAUGUGCAAUAUUAAUUCUCUGGAAAUUCUAGAAUUUGCUAUGACAUAACACGCAUAGAAAAUAACGAGUGAUCUGCUGCGAAUCUAGAUGACAACCCUUUCUUUUUUUUGUUACAAUGCACGCAUGCUUAAUUUUAUUAUCACACUAUUUCCCACGCUAAUCUGUAGAGCCACACUUCCAGAUCCGUCAGUAGAAUAAUCAUCAUAUUCAAAUUUUCGGUAUAUACCUUGUGUUAAGGAGUCACUAAUAAAAAUAAAACUGCAUACUAAAUUUUGCGAUUUUUCAUUUUUUGUCCUAAGACUUUUUCCACUCGAAUUUCUAUACAUGAAUUUGAGUAACAAUUAAGAGGACGGUAGCUGGAUAUAAAUGUUGCUGGAUAUAAAUAUAAAAAUUGGACUUUCAAAGACACUUUUUAAAAACCUGCUUGAACUAUCGGUUUUGAAUUCUUUUUUCAUGUUCAAUGGGAAAUUUUAUCAACAGUGUGAGGGUCUUGGCAUGGGUCUACCAUUAGGGCCAACUUUUGCAAAUAUUUUUAUGUGCCUCCACGAAACAAUAUGGUUAAAUGACUGCCCUAUUAGCUUUAAACCUGUUUUUUACAAAAGGUAUAUAGAUGACACUUUUUUACUCUUUCGAUGCCAAUCUCACGUAUCUUUAUUUCUAAAUUAUCUGAAUAGUAAACAUACGAAUAUCAAGUUUACCAUGGAACCUGAAGUAGAAAACAAAUUAUCAUUUUUAGACUGUUUGUUUCAUAGAGAUGGCAAUAGUUUUAAAUGUUCUGUUUUUAGAAAGAGUUCAUUUUCUGGUUUAGGACUCAGUUUUUACAGUUUCUGUACCUCUAGGUUUAAAAUAAAUUCUGUGAAGACAUUGUUGUCCCGAG
Messenger RNA from Hyalella azteca, 1699 nucleotides. RefSeq lists its product as uncharacterized. Lineage: Eukaryota; Metazoa; Arthropoda; Malacostraca; Amphipoda; Hyalellidae. The record is from RefSeq and is a predicted model, not a curated record. Bases 234 to 719 code for a protein of 161 amino acids. The transcript has 3 exons.